Xiphias gladius (swordfish) is the source of this 770-nucleotide messenger RNA. It is a transcript of the gene ccdc169, whose product is annotated as coiled-coil domain containing 169. The record is from RefSeq and is a predicted model, not a curated record. The transcript has 8 exons. Bases 12 to 770 code for a protein of 252 amino acids. Lineage: Eukaryota; Metazoa; Chordata; Actinopteri; Istiophoriformes; Xiphiidae.
UUUCCAGCAACAUGACCGGAGAGAGCGACUACAGCAAGUACGACCUGGCUCGCCUGCAGACCGAGCUGGAGCAAGAGAGGGAAAUGAAAGAAAUGCUUGAGGAGUCGGUGUCUGACCUGCGGAGCACCAUGCGCGAACUGCAAGAAAGACUGCAGAGUGUUGAUGGAGAAGGUAAUGAGUGGAAGACGAGGUAUGAGACACAGACGGAGCUGAACGGACAGUUGGAGAGACAGAUCUCACUCAUUCACGAGAGACUGGAGGACCUGCGAGGCAACCCCAUGGAUCGAUUGGCCUCCAUCCGAUCUUAUGACGACAUGCCAGUAGAAACACUGAGACAGCGUCUGAAGCUCCUGACGGAGGAGAAGUCUGGCCUCCGGAGUCAGCUGAUGGACUGUCAUCUCAGAACUGAGCAGGAGGGAAAGGCAUUUCAUAAAACCAAUGAUGAGAGACGGGCAUACCUUUCAGAAAUUGCCAAGCUGUCCUCCACCCUUGAGGCCCAAAGAAGACAGUACUCCACUCAGCCACAGAGGGCGAUAGACAGCAAACUGAGGAGCCCAGUGAGGCACAGCAGAUACAGAGAGAAGCAGACCGGCAGGAAUGCAGAGGCUGCUUCUGAGAGGGGAAAAGAGAGAGAAGAAGAGGGAGGAGGAGGAGCGCAUGUGAAAGGAGGAGGUGGUUGUGGAGCAACAGCAGAGAAAAGUGAAGAGAGGAAUUCCCAGAGGGGAAGCAGGUUACCCACCCUAAAGCACUACCUGAAACACAAUCCCUAA